AUGGAAUUCUCCAGGCCAGAAUGCUGGAGUGGGUAUCGUUCCCUUCUGCAGGGGAUCUUCCCAACCCAGGGGUCGAACCCAGGUCUCCUGCACUGCAGGUGGAUUCUUUACCAGCUGAGCCCAGGGAAGCCCCUUCUCCACCAUGAGGAACAGAGGAUUAGAUGGAUGCUGGAGACUGACUUCCUCUGUCCCAGGUUAAUUCCUGUUACACCUCUUGAUAUGCCUGCACGUUGGUUUCCCAGAAAAAAACAGUGCUCAUCACAGGAACCAGUCGUCAACCUUCCACCUUACAGAGCAGAACUCCGUGGGGAACAGCAACAUGGCUUCGCUGACUACGCCACAGUGCUUGGGAGUGCUUUCUGUCUCAGGUCUAGGAGGGACCCCAACUGUUUCUUCUGGAAGAGUGAAAGACGGAGAAAGAAGGGAGGCAUGCCCAUUUCCAUCCAGGUCUAG
This is a messenger RNA of Rangifer tarandus platyrhynchus (Svalbard reindeer), 453 nucleotides long. Lineage: Eukaryota; Metazoa; Chordata; Mammalia; Artiodactyla; Cervidae. The record is from the annotation of a GenBank genome assembly.